AAGUUUACAAGAUUGGCGCAUUAUUUACAUCGGAUGAAUUGAGAAGUUCUUUUCAUGAGCGUCUGCAGUUUGCAAACAAAAAUAUGAAUUUCUCAAACACGUCAAUACAAUUUGAAGCUCUAACGAUCUCGAUGAACAAGAAGCCUAUACAGGCUUCUCUCGAUGUCUGCGAUAACAUUCUCAAUAAAAACGUCCAUGCUGUUUUUGUUAUCAAUGACGCCAACUUCACUAAUGGCCCUGCUAUGGCUGUCUCCUACACUUGCGGAUUCUUUCAAAUUCCAGUGAUUGGAAUUGGCAUUAGAAAUUCUGUCUUUUCUAACAAAACCGUACAACCCACAUUCAUAAGAACGGUCAGUCCAUACUACGAUCAAGUAAACGUUUGGAUAAAAAUCUUGAAGCAUUUUGGAUGGAAAAAAGUAUUGACAAUCUCAACAGGCAAAUAUGAGUCAAAACGUGCUCUAUUUCACUUUGUUGAUGCGAUAUCAGAUAGUAUCAUUAAAAUCGAGAAAUCCGUUGAACUUCUACAAGAAAAAACCAACGUCACAAAAGAGCUGGAAGAACUCUCAAAUACCCUUUCACGAGUGAUUCUUAUUUUUGUUGACCUUCAAGAUGCAAAAAUCAUUUACAACGAACUCUCGCAGCUUUUGCCAAACAAAAAGGGAUAUGUAUGGUUGGUCAUGGAAAACGCAGUGAUGGACGAGAAUAAAAAUAUUAUUGCCCCACAAGGUUCGCUCAGUGUACAACUAACACAAGAAUCCGACCUCAUAGCGCAUCUAUACGACUCGGUGGAUAUGGUCACUCAAACUAUAACGUCAUGGGUUUCCUAUAACAAUGAAACAGAUAAAAAAUUCCUGACAAAUGGUUGUCACAGUUUAACACCAUGGUCAACAGGAAAAACUUUGUACCAGAAAUUACUCAACACAUCCAUUCCAAACGGACGUACAGGUGUUGUAAAAUUUGACGAAAACGGUGAAAGAGCAAACAGCAAAUACAGAAUAACAAAUGUACAGAAAUCAGGUUUGGAAGAAAUAGGAAAUCACCACGAAGGAAAACUCAAUAUUUUUCGUCCAAUCGUCUGGCCUGGUGACACAACAGACAUUCCGAAAGGAAUACAAUCGUCAAAACACAUGAGGGUCGUCACAAUCAAGCAACAUCCUUUUGUGUACGUACACGAGAAUCCGACAGGAAAGUGCUCUGACCUAAAUACUGACGUCAGCACAUACGUGGAGUGUCCGGGGAAACAAAAUGGCGUUGACAAAGAGCACGCUAUAAUUGAAGAUGUCUAUUGCUGUUCAGGUUUCUGCAUCGACCUGUUGCAAUUGCUCGCCGAUAAUAUAAAUUUCACCUACGAAGUUCACUUGUCGAAAGAUGGAAAAUUUGGUUCUUACAAUGAAAAACCAGGUCACAAAGAUAAGAAAUGGAAUGGUAUGGUUGAAGAAAUACUCGAAGAUCAAGCAGAUAUGAUCGUUGCUUCCUUAACUAUUAACAACGAAAGAGCAAAAGUAAUCGAUUUCACAAAACCAUUCAAAUACGAAGGAAAAACGAUAUUAGUAAAAAAGAAUGAAAAGUCCAGUAGUUUGGGGUCGUUCCUUCGACCGUUUCGAAUUGAGUUGUGGUUAUUAGUCCUCCUUUCCGUACACGUGGUUGCCGUCUUUCUCUAUCUUCUCGAUAGAUUUAGUCCCUUUGGACGAUUUCAAAUGGCAAAAUGCGAUAGGGAAGACACACCUUUAAAUCUUACAAGUGCCAUGUGGUUCGCAUGGGGAGUAUUACUGAACAGCGGCAUUGGGGAAGGUACACCUCGGAGCUUAAGCGCAAGAGUUCUUGGCAUGGCGUGGGCAGGGUUUGCAAUGAUUAUUGUCGCCAGCUAUACUGCCAAUCUCGCUGCAUUCCUUGUCCUAGAUCGUCCAAUGUCAGUGGUCAGCGGUAUUGAUGAUCCACAACUUCGUAACCCAACAAGCCAUUUUAAGUAUGGUACAGUGGCAAACAGCAGUGUUGAAAGCUACUUUCGACGUCAAGAAGAACUUUCAACAAUGGCUAAAUUUAUGGAUUCAUAUAAUGUUGACUCGGUCGAUGAUGGUGUACAGGCAGUUCGUGAUGGAGAAUUAAAAGCGUUCAUUUGGGAUUCGCCCGUUUUGUACUAUGAAACAACAAAAGAUUGCUCGCUUACUACGGCAGGGGAGCUAUUUGGUCGUUCAGCGUACGGAGUUGGACUCCCAAAAAAUUCACCAUGGACAAAUGAAGUAUCACUUGCUAUUCUCAAUUUCCAUGAAAGCGGCAAGAUGGAAGAUUUGGAAACUUUAUGGAUUGAAACUGGAGCAUGUGCAGAAAAUACCAAUGUUUCGACAACGCUAGGUCUCGGUCACAUGAUGGGUGUAUUUUUCAUGAUGUUGGCUGGAAUUGGAGCCGUCUUUAUUAUUAUUGUCUUUGAAUUACUUUAUUACAAACACCAAUUUUGGCGUGCAGAACUUAGGAAUCGUGAGACGAAAACAACCGCUGAUAGGAAAAAUGACAUGCGCAGAAAAAAUGAUGAAGGUAAUGACAAAAAUGUUAAAGAAAAUGGUCACUACAGAAGAAAUGAAGAUAUCGCAAGAACCAAUCCCGUUUUUAUCACAGACGCACAACUUUACUAAAAAGCACUUAUAUAAUGUGUAUUUACCAUAAAGGUGCUGCGAAGUGCCACUGUGAGACAAGUUACACAAGUUGUUGCGUUGUGUAUUUUUGUGCCUUGCACAAAGAAGACAUCACACUUCUACUGUUGCUAGCCAUUGCAUUGCUUUACAGGGACAACAUUCUUUCUAGUUUUGAAAUAAUAAUAUUUUGGAAACUUUCUAUAUGGUCUCAGAGUACACCCGCCUCCUGUACCUUCUUCAGCUUUCAUCGGCUUCCACUUGCCCUGAUGUUGCAGCCAGGAAUGCAAGCACUUUUGCCUAGAGUCUAGGCCCUAGACUUUUGCCUUAAGCGCCACUCACUGGCACAUUUGCCAAUGUCGUUCUUAGAAAAACUGCAUGAUUUCCAACUUUCCAACGUGCAACAGCGCCCUUAGUGAUAUAUCAAAAGAUGACUGAACACGAUAAAUUUUGAUGGAAAAGAAGAACAAAACUUUUACGACAUUUGGCCGAGUGAAUGAUAUCAAAUACAAAAAUCGUUUGUACUAUGGCCUUUUAAUAAUGCAAUCGGUGUCACAAGUUAAUAGAGGUCAAUCUCAACAGAGAAGGAAUUUAACAUUUGCUUUCGAAAUAAAUCGCGUGAUAAACACUUGAAAA
Xenia sp. Carnegie-2017 is the source of this 3263-nucleotide messenger RNA. Its product is annotated as glutamate receptor ionotropic, NMDA 1-like. Gene Ontology annotation, biological process: monoatomic ion transport. Bases 84 to 2630 code for a protein of 848 amino acids. The transcript is spliced from 14 exons. Gene Ontology annotation, cellular component: plasma membrane. NCBI's taxonomy places the organism in Eukaryota, Metazoa, Cnidaria, Anthozoa, Malacalcyonacea, Xeniidae. The record is from RefSeq and is a predicted model, not a curated record. Gene Ontology annotation, molecular function: glutamate-gated receptor activity.